Molecule: messenger RNA, 3253 nt
Organism: Anolis sagrei ordinatus
Lineage: Eukaryota; Metazoa; Chordata; Lepidosauria; Squamata; Anolidae
Gene: L3MBTL2
Product: L3MBTL histone methyl-lysine binding protein 2
Biological process (GO): negative regulation of DNA-templated transcription
Cellular component (GO): nucleus
Molecular function (GO): zinc ion binding; chromatin binding
Source: RefSeq, a predicted model, not a curated record
CAUGCGCAAGCGCUCGUGCGCGCUCGCACUCGCGCUCGCGCUGUUUUGGUGCCUGAGGUAAAUACUAGUACCCGCUUCUCUGCAGAGGGGGCGGAAGAAAGCCAUGGAGCGGGAUGAAAGCGAGUUGGAACCUCCUGCCCUCCAGAAAGUCUCAUCUUUUGAGCGGAAUGAGGAGGAGGAAGAGGAUGAUGACUUGGAUCUUUUUGGGGGUUAUGACAGCUGUCGGCGUUACAGCACCAGCGCAGACAGUGCCAGUACAUCCUAUCUGGAAGACUCUAGUGAAAAUGAAGCAGGGGAUAGAGAAGCUGGGGAAAUACCUGUGUCCCCUUCAAAGUCCCAAACACCUGUUCCCCGGGUGUCAGAUGAUAAUGGAUCUGAGCCAGCUAUCUGUGAGAUGUGUGGUAUUGUGGGCACAAAAGAUGCCUUUUUCUCCAAGACCAAACGUUUCUGCAGUGUCUCCUGCUCCAGAAGUUACUCUUCAAAUUCCAAGAAGGCUAGUAUCCUGGCAAGGCUGCAGGGAAAGCCACCCACAAAAAAAGCCAAAGUCUUGCACAAAGCAGCCUGGUCUGCUAAAAUUGGGGCAUUUCUCCAUACACAGGGGACAGGACAGUUGGCAGAUGGAACACUCACUGGUCAGGAUGCUGUCAUUUCAGGCUUUGACUGGGGAACGUACCUGCAGGAUCAUGGAUACAAGGCUGCACCUGUUAGCUGUUUCAAACAUGUGCCUCUUUAUGACCAGUGGGAGGAUGUAAUAAAAGGAAUGAAGGUAGAAGUGUUGAACUCUGAUGCUGUCCUUCCCAGUCGUGUGUAUUGGAUUGCUUCUGUGAUUAAGAUUGCAGGAUACAAGGCACUGCUACGUUACGAAGGAUUUGAGAAUGAUUCCAGCCAUGAUUUCUGGGUCAACCUGGGCACUGUGGACGUGCACCCUAUAGGCUGGUGUGCCAUUAACAGUAAAAUCUUGGUUCCCCCACAGACAAUACAUUCCAAGUUCACAAACUGGAAGGAGUACCUCAUGAAAAGGCUUGUGGGAUCCAGAACCAUCCCAGUGGACUUCCAUAUAAAGAUGACUGAGAACAUGAAAUAUCCUUUUCGUCAAGGCAUGAGAGUGGAAGUAGUAGACAAGAAUCUUGUUUCCCAGACACGUGUGGCUGUAGUGGACAGUGUGAUUGGUGGCCGUUUGAGACUCCUUUAUGAGGACGGGGACAGUGAUGAUGAUUUUUGGUGCCACAUGUGGACUCCCUUAAUUCACCCUGUGGGCUGGUCCAAAAGAGUUGGUCAUUUCAUAAAGAAAGCAGAAAAGGGCAGUGAGAUGGCAAACCACCCUACCUUCCGGAAGGUUUACUGUGAUGCUGUCCCAUAUCUCUUUAAAAAGGUGCGUGCUGUCUACCCAGGGGGCAGUUGGUUUGAAGUGGGCAUGAAACUGGAAGCCAUUGACCCUUUGAAUCUGGGCAACAUCUGUGUAGCUACUAUUUACAAGGUUCUUUUAGAUGGUUACCUCAUGAUUGGUAUUGAUGGUGUGGCUUCAAGAGAUGGCUCAGAUUGGUUUUGCUACCAUGCUUCCUUGCAUUCCAUUUUCCCUGCUGGCUUCUGCAUGAAGAAUGGCAUUGAGCUGACCUUCCCAAAAGGUUAUGAUGCCAACACUUUUGACUGGGAAAGUUAUCUAGAAGAUACUGAUUCAGAAGCUGCACCAGCACGUCUGUUUAAUAUGGAUUGCCCAAAUCAUGGCUUCAGGGUGGGUUUCAAACUGGAAGCUGUAGACUUGAUGGAGCCCAGGCUGAUUUGUGUGGCAACAGUGAAGCGCGUGGUCCAUCGGCUCCUCAAAAUCCACUUUGAUGGAUGGGACAGUGAAUAUGACCAGUGGGUUGACUGUGAGUCCCCUGAUAUCUAUCCUGUGGGUUGGUGUGAACUGAUAGGCUUCCAACUGCAGCCACCAGUGGCCUCAGUAGAGCCCAUGUCCCCUGUGCCAGCCAAAGAGGUCCCAAAGAGAAAGAGAAAGCCAUUUGGAAAGAAACGGAAAAAGGCAACUCCUAAAGCCCAUCCCGUCAAACAAGCAGCCAAUAAAAUUGCUGCCCCAAAAGCAAAGGAGAAAACAAAAGCUGCUUCAAGAAUAGAGCCUUCAAAAUCAAAGCAGGAAGCACAGCCUGUGAACAAGACUUCAUCAAAACCAGCUUCUGGUGGAACUGUCAAUAAACAGGUGAAAGAAGAAAUCCUUUGCGCCCCAAUAUCGGAUUUUGAAACCUCACAGUUCCCUGUAUCAGUCAGCAUGGCAACAAAAGCUCCAGCAAGACCAAUGCUUCUCAGCUACUUGAAGGAUGAAGAUGUGGAUUAAAAUAUCAGGCAGCAAAAAGACUCCAGAGUCCUCUGGAGUACCUGGAAAAACACGGAAGGAAUCACUGGCCUAUUUUGGGAGCUUAAACAAAAACUUGGGGCUAUAACAGUUUAUUUUUUACUACAACUCCCAGAAUCCCUCGUGAUGCAUGGGCAGUAGUCCAAAACAGUUUUAGAGCUGUUUAAAGUUCUUUUGUAGAAUAUGAUUCCAGCCCAUAAAGUUCUCAGAACACAUCAAACAGAAUAAUGCAAAAAGCGCCUUUCUAAGAGGCAUUGCAAGGAACUGAGCAAGAAGCUUUUUAUGCUCAUGAAGUGAGGAGGCAAUCCUCUUAGGCAGUUUAGACUUACAUUGAUGGAAUCCAUGUGUGCACCAAAGAACUACAGGACUACAGUAUUAAAAGUGUUGUUGGAGGUGGUUGCUGCAAGUCAUAUCACAGCUCUCUCUCAAAUUGUCUUUAUUUCCCCCUUUUUGGUGCUUGCUUUCUUCUUCCCAUUCUGCUUUGUCCAAAUGGUAAAAGAAUGAAGAUAAUUAAAUAGUAUAUGAGCUGCUGCCAUCAACCAUGUACAUAUAUUGUAACAUCUUUUCUUCCCUUUCCCUUUUUAUUUUUAUUUUUAUUUUUAAGAGGAAAAUACAAAUAUAUACAUGUUUAAACAGUGAUAAACACACCUAUGUUCUUGAAGCCCUGACUCCUAUAAAGCUACUUUAGAUCAUGGCUUUUUAUUAGAAAGAAGUUGAAAAGAUAGUAGCUGGAGUAGAGGACCAUUGUUUUUCCAUUUUCUCUUCUUUUACUAUGAACUGAAUUAAAUAGCAUUUGAAAAGGAGGAAAUAGAAAAAGAAUUAUAAACUUUUCAAGAUGCGCAGUGUAGUUUUUUUGUCUUUUUUCUGUACAAACUCAAAUUUUAUUAAUAAAAUCUGUAAAUAAGG